AUGUCGACUUACUCUGCCAGUUCGCGGGAUGCUUCGCGGGACCGUGCUGAGUCUCGAAUGGUCAAGCAUCAACAUUCAUUUUCAGAGUCCGGCAGGAGCUCAGUGCCUAUGUGGGAUAGCUCAGAUCCCGAUAGAGCGCCUCCACCACUUCCGUUGAACCCUGGGGUUCCUGGGAGCCCUCUAACGAGAUCUAAUACAUCGAAACGGAUUGACGAAGCCGCCGCCUUGAUUGCUGCCAGAGCUCGAGAAAAUGCACCCAGCUCCUACACCAGCAAUCCUCCUCCCGCUUCUCCGGACAGAAAUGUCAUACGGGCGCAAAAUAGGCGCAUGCAGAACCUCCAGAGCCCCGGCAUUACUAGACUGAGCGAUUCUUUGGAGAGGCGAUCACCAGACAAAGGCCUUCGCACAGCAAAAUUCGUGGAUUUUGAAGACUUCCCUAGCGGCAAAACAUCGGAGCGCAGUCCAACAAGACCAAGGUCAGAGACUCCGACUCCCACCGAAAGGAACUCGGCAAGAUCCAAAGAAGCAGAGAAUACACCGCCUCCAUCGAACAUGUUGGCCUUGCAGACAAUCAGAAAUCGACAGGAUGCCACCCCUCUGGGUGACAUAACAAAUGGCGCAUCGCCUGCGGUUCCAACGUCCUACUCCUUUGAUGCCCUCUCGAACCAGAUUCUGAGCUUGACAUCAAUUAUAACAAGCGUUCAGAAGGAGAUGUCGAGUCUGAACAAGAGAAGUAAAGAUAACUACGGUGACCUCAUGAGCCUCAAGGAGGCCACCACGGCGAGGGACGAAGAUAUCCGCAAAAGUCUCAGAGAGCUCAUUGCGGGUCUUGAAAGCAAAUUCACAAACCUCGACUCUCGAUUGCUUGCAGCCCCCCCAGAUGCUAACAGAUCGACACCUAACUUGGGGAUGUAUUUCGACGACAAGGUACACAAUGGCUCUCCACGCCCUAAGAGUCUCGGGCUGCCACGCAUCGGCAGCCCAUCUAGUUUCUCUGCCGCACUUGAUCGAGAAUUGACUGCGUCGCCUUCCCUCACAUGUGUUGACGGUGCUGCAAGCAUUGCGCUCCUCGAGAAAGUGCUCAGGGAGAUGGCCACCCGUGAAGGCCAAGACAAAAUCAUGAGCACUCUCGAAGCAGUAAAGUCACAGGCUCUUGUUCGAUCGCAUCCAGAUGCCCCUACCCCAAUCGCCUUCGACCCCGCCAUGAUGUCGAAGCUGGAAGACAUCCUAGUGUUCAUGAAGGACAUGAAGGAGGAAUCCGGAUCACGUGCGCUCGUGCGCUCAAGCGGCAACGAUAGCACUAAGGGUCCUUCAAAUCUUGAUCUUUAUCUUGAAGGGGAGUCAAAAGCGGCAACACUUGGGAAAACAAGAUCAGGUCCCGAAGGACGUGUUGCUAUGUCAGGCUCCGAGCCGGUGAUUGACGACAUUGUCGCAAUGUUGAAGAGUGUCAAGCAAUCACUGGCCCAAGGAGGCGGCCUUACAAAUGAAGUGAAAGUAUUGGUUCGAGAACUUCGUGGAGAAGUCUUGGGAAUGGGCCGUGAGAUUGCAAAGAAAUUGGAUCAAACGACGUCGCCAGCCAAAGGUUCAACUUUGGAAACGCAAGCAGCGACCAGAGACGAAAUUGCCAUCCUUGUCCAGCAAGGUCUUGCUGAGCUCAAGGAACACAUGCAUCACAUUGUUCGAGAAAGUGGGAGACGAUCAGCAGAGCACAACCGUCCAGCGGUCGAUACACAAGAGGUCGUGCGGGCAAUUCGUGAAGUCCUCGCGGAGCUACCGCAGCCUGCUGAACAACCAAUCCGAGAUCCUGUGGCUGAACGAGAUGAACUACUCGCUGCCGUGAGAGAGGCAUGGGAGGACUGUAAACCAGAAAUCGCUCUUGAGCAUUUCGGACUGGAGCGAGAUGAGAUCUUGGAGACGUUGAAGGAGGGUCUUAAAUCAUAUCAGCCACAACAACCCACUGCCAGAGAUGCCGGUGCUACGUACGAAGACGUUCUUGAGGCAGUCAGGAAGGGCCUUGCAGAUUUCGAGCUUCCCACCAUCCCAGCGCCAACUGGAAUAACUCGGGAAGACAUCCUUGCAGCUGUCUGUGAGGGCAUCAAGGGUCUCGAAUGGCCAGAUAUGUCUGCGCCGCGGGGGAUAGGCACUGACCUCACCAGAGACGAUGUCUUCGACGCUGUGCGCGAAGGACUGGCGCAGCAUGACACUGUCGCCAAGGAUCAUAUAAGUGACGCGAUCAAAGAUGGCCUUUCUCAACAUGACCGCGUUGCCAAAGAGGUCGAAUUCAAUCGUGAAGAUCUGUUUGACGCAAUCAAAUCAUGCUUGGAAGGCGAACAGAAUCCCCUGGGAGGAAUGGGAGAACGUGUCAUCGAAGCUAUGCAUGAAUUCCUCGGCAGCAUGAAGAAUGAAUUCCAGCAAUAUUCCGCGGCCAGCGGAAAGGAUACAGAACAGGUACUUGAUGCUCUCAAGGAUGGAUUGGAAGACCUGAGGGCCGACAUAGAAAGCUAUGUUGACCGCGCUGCUGAUGUUACUGGCAAAGACGAGAUCAUCGACACAGUUAAGGCUGGAUUUGCCGCCAUGCAAGCGGAUCUGGACAAAGGGUUUGCAGCACGCGGGAAUGGCGCGCCAAACACACCUGAACUCUUGGACGCAAUGGAAAAAGAAUUCGAGCAUCUUCGCGAGACCAUCAGCAAAAAUAUGGCAAGGAGCAAUGCUCUCUCUGAAAAGGACGAGAUUCUCGACGCUAUCCGCGACAUAGCCGACGACCGACAAUCAACCCUCAGCAGUAACAGUGAAGACAUUGUUCGCCUAGUCAAGGACGAAUUGGAGCAUAUGCGCACAGCUCUCGCCGGGGCGCUGGUCAAAAGCGGCUCUUCACUUGAUCGUGAGGAAGUCCUCGACGCCAUCCGAGAAGGGAUUGCCUCGUCUCGUCCCAAAAUGGACGGGAACGAAAGUAUUCUCUCCAAUACCAGCGAGCUCCUCGAUGCUUUUCAGGACGGAGUUGACGGUAUCCGAGCCGACAUCCAGAAAUUGACUGAUCGCCCGGUUGACCUCAGCGCAAGCUACGAAAUCCUUGAUGCGCUCAAGACGGGAAUUGAGGAUGUCCGGGCAGAUAUUUCGAGGCUUCAGGAGAAACAGAGUGACGAAUCCGACACCUCCACCAACCGCGGACAGGAAAUGGUGAUACACGAUCAGAACCGCAUCACCACCGAGAUUGAAGGUUUAAAGGUGAUGAUCACACAGUUGAGAAUCAAAGUCGAAGCGCUAGACGGAAUGGCCGGGCCACCGCCUGUGACGGAAGCUCGAAUACACAAAGACGACAUGAAUGAGCUUCAAGACGCCAUCCAACAAGUUCAAGAGUCUGUCGACCGGAGCCAUACCAGUGAGGCUAGAAUCCAUAAAGAUGAUCUGGAAGGUUUGUACGCCGCCAUUGAUCAAGUAAACAAUGCCAUCAAUGGAGUUCGAGAUGCGCCUCCUCCAGAGCUGGUCAUGCCCGAGAAUACCGCAUCGAAAGAAGACACGGAAGCCAUCGAAACCCUCUUGAGAAACAUCAAGGCCAGGAUCGACGAGACUCUCUUGCCAGAUUCUGAGCCUUUGGCUAGAUCGAGUCAGAUCGAUGCCCUGGAGUUUGCCCUUAAGGAUCUCAAAGUAGCGGUCGACGACGCCACUGAGCGGGCUGCUGAACAAACCAACAGAGAAGACUUCACGCUGAUCGAGUUGAUGUUGAAAGACGUUCAAACCAGCAUGGAAGAGUUCAGGUCCAAACUGGAGGAGCCAAAGACCGAACAGGGCGGUCUCGAUAAGUCCGACUUGGAAGUAGUCGAGUCUCUGUGCUUGGAUAUCAAAACCCAGAUCGAAAAUAUCAAGCAGCCAGAUCUUGGAUCUCUCCCAUGCAAAGACGAUAUCACCGACGUGAAAAAUGAUCUCAAAGCAUUCCGGGAGCAAUUCGAAGCCGACAAUGGUCUUACCGCGCAGGCGUUUGAGGCCAGAAAGAUUGAACACGGCGGUCUGGCCACGAAGAUCGACGAUGUCAAAAAUAUCAUCGGUGACCUCCGAGAUGAACUCAUCGGAAAGGUAGAAGGAAGUGCAGAGGGAAUUGUGGAACUGAACAAAGUACUUGGUAUGCAUCAUGAUGAUAUGAGCAAAUAUGCUACUGCAGCCAGCGUUGAGGAAAUGUCCACCAUGAUCAAAGACGAACUCGACCGCCACAUGGACCAUCAAUCUACCAUUAAAGCUGAGAUGGCAGAGCGAGAUGCUACACUUUUCACCAAGCAUGAAGAGACGGGUGCGGAGCUCAAAUCUGUGAUUGAGGACAGGUUCAAUGCACUGAUGACCAAGUACGAUGAUGCUCAGCUUGCCAGUGAUGCAAAAUUAAGUACUCUAGAAGAGCGAGACAGCGCACAUCUGGAAGCCACGAACAGUACCAAAGCGGUUGUGGACGAUCUCAAAUCGCUCAUGGAUGUUUUGGGGACAACAGUCACAGAGACCUGUGAGCGGAUCUCCGAAGACUCAAAAACUGUCUUCGGGUCAAUUGAAGAGACUAACUCGAAGGUGGACAACCUCCACACUGCCAAUGCCUUCGAACAUGGCGUGACUCGAGAGGAAAUCGCAAAGACAUUGGCGGCAGCAACAAGAGUUGAAGGCAGUCUGUCAGACCAUCAACCAGCAGUCCUCUCUGCAAUCCAGGAAGUCCUCGGAGUGGUCACCCAGCACUAUGAGCAUUCGCAGCAGCAAACAGAGAGCUUUGCACGGGCGACAGAGGAGAUCAAAUCUGGCGUGGACUCCAUCCCAGCAGCUAUACCACCCUUGUUGCCAGCGCUGCCGGCGGUUGAAGCGGCUAGGGAGCUACCUGCCCAAAAGGAAUACGAUGAUAGCGAACUGCACGAUAAGUUGGAUACUCUCCUCUCCCGUCCCAGCUCUGCCAAGGAUAUCAGCGAGUUACAUGACAAGUUGGACACCUUACUCUCCCGGGACAACUCGUCGACGGCGAUUAGCGAGGUGCACGACAAAUUGGACACUCUUCUAUCCCACGCCGGCUCAGUGGAGAACAAUACCGGGCUGCAUGACAAGCUGGACACGCUUGUUUCCCAUGCGAGUGAAGCGAAAGAGAUCUUUGCAGGGCUGGAGGACCAACAGAAAGAGACUCGGGAUUCUCUGGCCAACCUUCAAAAACUUGACGAGAUCCACCAACAAGUUAUGUCGACUGCGGCUGAGAUCGCAAGCAUGGUGACAACGCAGGCGAGACUGAUGGGAGAGCAUCAUGACUCCAAAGUUGCCGAGGCAACGGAGGCAGCGAUCGCCUUGGAGAAGCGAACAGCCCAGAAGGAGAAAGUCGAGGCUGAUAUUGUUACACUCAACGAAGAGAAGAACUCUCUUUUGGAGUCCAUGGCACUGUUGAAGCGAGAACAGGAACAGCUCAUUGGACAGACAAAGAAACUGACUCGAGACGUGGCGAAGCUCGAGACCGCGCUGCAAAUCCGGCAAGACGAAAUGCGCGAAAUGAAUGCCAGGGCAGAGGUCCUUGAGCGUCGCAUCCUUGAGGGACUUGUGAACCAGGCUCGAGCGGUCAAGACAUCCUCCAAAACUAUCAACAGAUCAAGAAUCAGCCCGGCUGAACGCGAUGCGUCGAUGAGUCUCAAGCGUGUCCCCAGCACCGCCAGCACGGCAACAGCCAGAACUUCUAUCAAGGGCGGAAAGUCAGCGAUCGGCAGCGCUGUUGGCACGGCCUUGAAAAAGAGGACGCCACUUACUUCAAAUUCCAAGGCAGCGUCGACUCCGAGAACGUCCGCUAUUGAUCGUCGAAUUCUCAGCACCAGCCAUGUCACGGGAAACCGUGGUCGAAACACGCCUGAUAUGGCUUUGAUGCUUGCCCCGGUGCCUAAAUCCACCGGCCUUGUCAGUCUCAAACGCAGCCAGUCCGUGAAGAGUAACCCUAGCAGUUAUCUCAAUGGACGGAAGGCCAGCUGGAAUGGUGCCCCGUCAGAGUUGACAGACAAAGAGAACUUUGACCAUGAUGAGAGUGAUGAUGACAACCAUAGCGAAACAAGCACUGAGAGGAGGACCAGCUACGGCACCAGCGUCAUGUAUACCGACAGCAUGACCUAUGGCACGGGAAGCACGUUGAGUAGAGACAGCAGGCGCUCAGCAAGCUGCGGUAGCAGCAUUGUUGGAACGGUGAAUGGGCAGACAGACAGUAUCGCCGAGGAGGAUGAGGAACAGGAGAUGGACGAGAAUAUCCAAACAGCCAUGGUCCUGCACAAUGCCCAGUCGGCUGACAGCCAUCAAAGAGACUCGACUCAACAAGGCUCGAUGGCAUUGAGCACAAUGGACGGGUCGCAUAGUCCCAUUGUCGAAGCAGAAACGAUGUCUGAUCUGCAGCCUCCACCUACCAUUACCGAAGAAGGGAUGAAGUAUCAUGGCAGUGACAGCGGGCUAGGCACUGAGCCAUUGACAGCAGGCUCCGAGAGCCAUAACGAAUACUUUCACAUGACGGCGUAG
Fonsecaea erecta is the source of this 6495-nucleotide messenger RNA. RefSeq lists its product as hypothetical. The transcript is spliced from 2 exons. Bases 1 to 6495 code for a protein of 2164 amino acids. The record is from RefSeq and is a predicted model, not a curated record. NCBI's taxonomy places the organism in Eukaryota, Fungi, Ascomycota, Eurotiomycetes, Chaetothyriales, Herpotrichiellaceae.